Molecule: messenger RNA, 1542 nt
Organism: Pichia kudriavzevii
Lineage: Eukaryota; Fungi; Ascomycota; Pichiomycetes; Pichiales; Pichiaceae
Exons: 1
Coding region: 1-1542 (513 amino acids)
Biological process (GO): regulation of DNA-templated transcription
Molecular function (GO): DNA-binding transcription factor activity, RNA polymerase II-specific; zinc ion binding
Source: RefSeq, a predicted model, not a curated record
AUGUCGUUGAGGAAGAUCAGAAGCGUACGGAAGUCAAGGAAUGGGUGUUUCACGUGCAAGCAGAGAAAGAAAAAGUGUGAUGAGGUAAAGCCCGUAUGUGGGCAUUGUAAAAGGCUGGGGUUCAAAUGUAAUUACGGGUUUAAGCUCUCAUGGGUUUCGAAGAAUCAAAAACUCGGCAAAGAUGGUGUAGAACUCCCGCCCAAUUUCAGGGUCAUUGAGAUUAUCAACUUCACAAGGAACGAUAUGAUGGAAAGUAUGCCCACACAUCACGAUUACGAUUUUGAGUUUCCAAGGCAAGAUGUACCACAGUAUCUCUUUGAAGAGCUGAAGAAAGAUCCAAUAAUUGGUCCACGGAUCAGUGAACAGUAUCUUUUCAGCCUUUACAAGAACGUAUUGAGUAAAACAAAGAGUUUUGCCGGUAGCAACGAAGCUUGUAAUGACUUUGUCCAGAUUGUAAUCCCCAAAUGCGACAAAUUUCCUGCUCUAUACCAUUCAGUACUUGCAUUAUCAGCAUUGGACCUUAUAAAGACCAAUUUGAAGAGACAUCUGGAGACACGGAGUGUGCUGCUGCUGAACAUUUACAAUACUCUAUUCAUUCAAUAUAAAAAUGAUGCAAUAAACUGUUUACAUGAUAUACUUGAUGGAUUUGAUGUUAACAAGGUGGAUAUGUUGGAGGAAUUGGUACUUACCAUUGUUUUACUAUGCAACUUGGAGAUCACAAAUAAGGGGAAUAAAGACUGGAUCCAGUAUCUAUCCGAGGCAUGUCUUGUUCUAAACUCUCUCAGUAGUUCAAGGAUAACAAGCAGUGGUGUCUUUACGUUUGCAUACAAGUACUUCUCUCUUAGAUAUGUUCUCCUAUUGACAACUCUAGAUACAGAAUCUUUCCUUCAAUUUAUUAGCAACAAUCCCUGGCCAAUAUUAAGAGAGGUUUUCCUAAGUGACCUCAUUGAGCCAAUGUAUGGGUGUAGUCCCAAAUUGAUAGGAAUGAUCUACCAGCUAACCUUGUUUAACUACCAAUAUGAAACCAACGAGAUGGAGUUGUCUACUUUUGUUGGGAAAGUGACGAAAAUUUGGUAUUCUCUAAAUUCAGCCACUUAUUAUGACUACAAUUUGUCCGAAGAAUUACUAUGGAGUGCUCAAUGUUACGAACUAUCAAUAAAGCUCUAUAUUUUCUCAAUUUUGGGAAAACAAAACCUGCUAUUGUUUCUAGAUGAUGACGUUGAUUAUUGUAUACCCGAAUUAUGGAGAAAACUCAAUGAUUUAUCCCAUAAAAGAAAAUCACUAUUUUUCCCCAAUUGGUGUUUUUGGAUCCUGGUUACUGUGAAUAUAGAUUCGAAUGACGUGGAAAGAGUUAAAGUUCUCAAACUUUUAGCCUUACUACAACAGAAUUGGCCAUAUAGCAGUGUCAUGGAAAUCAAACACGCUAUUAUUACAAUGUGGAAGGUGUAUGACCUUGGACUUCCCAACAGGGAUGAGAAUUCCCCUCCUUUUGAUACCCGAAGAGUUGUCACACAGCACAAGUUCAUGCUGGCAUUGACCUAG